AUGGAAAAGUGUACGGCUCAGUUUCUUAUUAAACUUCAAGCACAUUCAAAGAUACCAAAGGUAAGUUUUCCUAGUCCUGAACUUAAAGAAACUUGAUUAAAUCAUUGCACCCAAAUGAUAAUUAAAUUGGGGGUGUGCGGUACCCUGGCACCGCCACUAAUUCAAACCUUGCUACAAGGCUCACAACUUUACAUCUGACCUCACACCUUCCUUGUUCUUCCAUAUCCAACAAUUGGUCCAUGCAUGGUCCCGGAUCAUGUCAUGAUAUUAAAUGUUUUUAUGAAUGCAGGCAUGCAAAAAAAGUUAUCAACUCCUGCAUCUUAGUUCUUAUGACAACAUUUGUUAUUCUCUCUUAAAAGGUUGCCGUCAAUAACAUCGUGGAAGGUACCAGUAUUUUAAUAAAUCAAGUGAAAGAACAUUUAAAGCAGAAAGUGAUUAGCUAUAUAAAUGAAAGCGAUGAAGAUUUCACCACAGAAUCUGUAGAACAAAUUUUUGAUAACUUUGAAGACCCAUUGAUAAAUCUAAAAACAAGUUACAGGCAAUCAUCAGUCAUUGAAAAUAACCCUAAUUUUGUCCAACCACUUCAGUAUGUACUUGCCACCAGGGCUGCAUACAAAAACAAGGGCCCAAAACGUCAACUAUGUGAGAAGGAUGAUACUUUAAUUUAUAUUCCUAUACUAGACAGUAUUCAACAACUUUUUUUCUAAUUCAAGUAUAGCAGAUAUCAUAACCAGUCAUCCAUCGUAUUGCAGAGAAGGGAUCCUGUAUGAUAUCUGUGAUGGUCAGUGUUUUAAAAACAAUCCCAUCUUUCAGGAGCAUCCAAAUGCACUACAAAUAGUACUUUAUCAUGACGAAGUGGAAAUCUGUAACCCAUUGGGAAGUCACGUUGGUAAACAUAAAAUUGACUUGUAUUAUUAUACUCUCGGCAACAUCAGUCCAAAACAUCGAUCGAAACUUCGUGCAAUUCGACUGCUCGCUAUUGUAAAGGCAAAAGAUGUGUCUAAAUAUGGUCAAAAGAAAAUCCUUACUCCUAUUUUAAAUGAUCUUCAAAGACUAGCAAAUGGAUACACAUUCAUCAUAAACGGAACGCCGAUUGAGUUAUUUGGAGCUGUUGUAAGUUGUUUGGGUGAUACAGAAGGGCAACAUCAGUGGGGCUGCUUCAAAGUGAAAGUUGGUUGGGCUCAUCAGAAGUGCCGAAAUUGUUUAUGCACCUUUGUUAACAUGCAACAAAACUUCAGGGAUAGCCAGUUUACACAAAGGAGUGUGGAGCAAUACCAUCGGCAGUGCGACGAUAUUGAAAGAGGACCAAAUGAUGAAAUUAUGAAAGACUUGUAA
This is a messenger RNA of Paramuricea clavata, 1335 nucleotides long. The record is from the annotation of a GenBank genome assembly. NCBI's taxonomy places the organism in Eukaryota, Metazoa, Cnidaria, Anthozoa, Malacalcyonacea, Plexauridae.